Messenger RNA from Daldinia loculata, 2486 nucleotides. RefSeq lists its product as uncharacterized. The coding region runs from base 547 to 2028 and encodes 493 amino acids. NCBI's taxonomy places the organism in Eukaryota, Fungi, Ascomycota, Sordariomycetes, Xylariales, Hypoxylaceae. Gene Ontology annotation, biological process: regulation of DNA-templated transcription. The transcript is spliced from 3 exons. The record is from RefSeq and is a predicted model, not a curated record. Gene Ontology annotation, molecular function: sequence-specific DNA binding; protein binding; zinc ion binding.
AAUUGACCUUCCCUACAAGUACAAGUACAAUUCUAGGUCACACGGCAAUCCAUUUUGUUAAUCGAGAAAGUGAAAUCCCAUCCCGUUUUCUUCGAUAUGCCCCUGCCCCCUUUAUCAAUCCCUCAUGCUGUUAUUGCUGCUACCCCAGCUUAACAUCUAGAAGGUAGGUAUGCUUUAACAUAUGCUUGAAAGUUACCUACCUUUAACCUAUGAUCUCCCAUCUUCUACCUGGCUCUUCCAUAUCUAAUUCUAUCCCACAUCGGGAUACCCGGUUCAUAUUCAUAUUUGUGUGGAUUCCCUCAUUCUUUUUUUAAAAUCUUCUAUCAUCUGCGACCAUCCUAAAUCAUAGUUCAUCUUCGACUAUCUGAUCUGCCCCUCUCAUUCGUCCUUUUAUUGUUCGAGUGCGAUCGACCAGAUGCCCUGGCUGCAGAGACCCGAAUGCUCUCCAUUCCCCAGUAAUAAGACACACUACUGCUGCGUCGCAUUUAACUACGAUUCAGAUUCAAGCUGCCGCCGUGGUCGCCGCCACAAUCCACUAUCGCUGUCAUGGACCACGGACCACCACCAAACUCCAAUGACUUAUUUGAGUUUACUACGCCGGUUACAUUGAACCCGAUGACAGCCGCCGACCAGAACGAAAUGAUGGCGCUCUACGAUAGCUCCAUGUUCACAAACUUCGACGGCUUGCCAAUGAGUAUUGAUGGCCUUCAUGAUAUGACUGCUAUCUCGCCGCAACCAUAUACAUCAGUUUCCGCUACGGCAAACCCACAGCCCGCGCUUAUCCAUAAUGACGCUAUGCAAUUUACAUCAAAUACCGGUGAUAGCGCAGUCCCGCCGGCGCCGAGUGCGGGCGUUGCUCCGAGCUUCCCUACCCCCGCGCAGCCUACCCUACAAGGAGGCAGUACUUUGACCGAAUUCACCAAGAGGAGGAAUUGGCCCGCAAAAGUUGUGGAGGAGCUCAAGGACUUUUUGCAGAUACUGGAUGCUCACGGUAGAAUCAAAUAUGUGUCACCAAGCGUCACGUCCUUGACUGGUUAUGAAUCGGAGGAGCUAGUCGACCGGUUCGUUAAGGAUCUAAUCCAUCCAGAUGACCUUGGAAUCUUCACCUCGGAUAUGAACGAAUCUAUAGCCACCGGGAACCCGCUGCGCAUGUUCUAUCGUCUUAAAAAGAAGGAUGGCAGCUACGCCAUAUUUGAGUCUGUCGGUCAUGCACAUAUCGCCGCAGCUAAAUUCGCGCCAAACCCGGAAAAUCAGUCACCCUUCUGCCAAUCCGUAUUUAUGAUGUCACGGCCGUAUCCCACCAAGAAUGCCUCACUAUUAGACUCAUUCCUAGAGCACAAGAUCGAAAACGAGCGACUAAGACGCCGAAUCGCGGAGCUCCGAAGGGAAGAGGAGGAAGAGGAGGCAUCUCAGCAAAGCUGGUUCACGAGCCAAGAGGGCCGAUCAGAUAUCGCUCCAUCAGAGGAUACGGUGAUGACAUCUUCUCAGAGUCCUGCUUUGUUCACCCACACAAGUAUGGAUUCACAAGCCAUGCCGCCUCCAGAAAGACCAACGCCGCUCAACAUAGCAUUAACAAGGGAGAAUCUCGAGGGGGUAACAGCAGGAAACCGGCCAGAUUCGAUUAGGGAUAAAAUGGCAAGAUAUGAGGGCGCGUCACAUACCGACACUAUCGAGAUGCUGACUGGUCUGAGAUAUGUCGAAGGGGAACGAAGCCGUGGUAUCACUACCGGCAAUUCUAGUCCGACCCUGGUCAAGGGCGACGUUGGUAUUGCAAUACCGAUCGAUAGAGACCCUAGAACAGGAGAGAAAAAGAAAAAGCUCAAAGUCGCAGAAGAAUAUGUCUGUACUGACUGUGGAACACUUGAUUCCCCAGAAUGGAGGAAAGGUCCCCAAGGACCCAAGACUCUUUGCAACGCUUGCGGCCUUCGAUGGGCGAAAAAGGAGAAGAAGAAGAAUGCUAAUAGUGGAGGUAAUAUGGGCAAUUCCGGUCCUGGGCAUAUUCCUAUGCCUAUCAUGGAACAUCAGUGAGCGUCUCUUGAGGUUUAAUGGUUUUCGUCCCAAGUGAACCGGUAAUAUAACCCGAGGUGUAUGGCGUAUGGGCAUUUCCUGAGGUAUAUGAUAGUGCUUUAUGCACAGCGGGCAUUUCAAAUUGGUCGGGCUAUGGACACGGAGUCGGAAUAAAAUCACGGUGUGCUGAGCUUUUACGAACGAGCUUAUUACACGACAUGGUCUUUUCUCCUUUUUUUCUUCGUUCUUUUCUUCGAGAUACCUGGGAACGAAUAUGGUUCGGGCUGUACGAUUCACGGGGAUAUCUCACAGGCAACAAAAUGGGUGGCUAUGGACUACUUAGAUGUAUACGGUAUAUCAUGAGACAAGGAAACAAGAAUGCUAGUACGGGUUUUUAUCUAUUUUUUAAUUUGAGGCUGACAUAGUGAAGUAACGCGAUAAUGAGAGCUUCCAGCAAUUUUAUUCCCCUUUAAUCAUAC